AGCUGAUUGGACAACCAGCCACGGUGCGUCAUCGAACGUGGCGGUAGGAGAAAUGACUCCGUGAAGUAAACAGUUGCGCUGGUGCUGUUCAGAGAGAAAUUAAAUAAGUCAGGCCGUGUUUGAAAAUGAGCAGGUUGCGUUCAGCGGUGCGUAACGGAAAGAGAGCCGGACUAGAGCUGUUAGAAGCGGCCGAACCAAAGCGGAAUAGGUCCAAUAAGGCGGCGAAAGAAGAAGAACCCGUGAACGCCUCCUCGCCAUCGUGCGCGCGCCACACCUUCCAUCCUCCUGCAGAUGUUGAGCUGCUGCGCGCUCAGCUGCUCCGCUGGUACGACGAGAACCAGAGGGAACUUCCCUGGAGGACGCUGGCCGUGACGGAGUCAGACCUCAACAUCAGGACAUACGCAGUCUGGGUUUCAGAAAUCAUGCUGCAACAGACCCAGGUUUCCACAGUUAUAGACUAUUACAACAAAUGGAUGAAGCGGUGGCCCACUGUGCAGCACCUAUCUUCUGCGACGCUGGAGGAAGUGAACCAGAUGUGGGCGGGGCUUGGCUACUACUCCAGAGGGAGAAGACUGCAUGAAGGGGCUCAAAAGGUGGAGUCGGAGCUUGAGGGACAGAUGCCUCGCACGGCGGACAGCCUGCUGAAACAGCUGCCCGGCGUGGGACGCUACACAGCUGCGGCUGUGGGCUCUAUUGCUCUCGGGCAGGUUACCGGAGCGGUGGACGGCAAUGUGGUUCGGGUGCUGUGUCGCCUGAGGGCCAUCGGAGCCGACAGCACGAGUCCCGCAGUAACAGAGGCCCUCUGGGGACUCGCCAAUACGCUGGUGGACCCUGAGAGGCCCGGAGACUUCAACCAGGCCAUGAUGGAGCUGGGAGCCCGCGUCUGUUCCCCUAGAGGCCCCGUGUGCAGCCAGUGUCCCGUACGGUCUCACUGCCACUCCUUCCGCACGGUUCACAGAGAGAAAGAGAAAAACGCCAGGAAGCCGCCCGCACCGCCCGAUAUAGAAGACUGUAUGAACAGCGAGACGUGUCCCCUGUGUCCCUCGGAGCCCUGGGACGAGGCGUUGGGGGUUCAGAACUUCCCGAGGAAGCCGCCGAAGAAGCCGCCUCGCGUGGAACGAACUCUGACCUGCGUGGUGACGAGACGCGGAGAGGAGGGAGGGGACGAGUACCUGCUCACACGGAGGCCAAAGAAAGGUUUGCUGGCAGGCUUGUGGGAGUUUCCGGGUCUCCUGCAGGGGGAGAAGAGCUCCGAGUCGAAGGACAAGGCGGCUCUGUGUGCUCAGAUCAGCGAGUUACUGGCAACCGAUGUGGCAGAAAGCCUCAUGCAGUAUGCGGGGGAGGUGGUUCACAUCUUCUCCCACAUCCACCAGACGUACGUGGUUCACAGCGUGCGCCUGAAGGACGCCGGCACACAGACGCGGGCUGAAAACGCCAGGUGGCUCACCAGGUCGGCUCUUCAGGAAGCCGCCGUGUCCACGGGAGUGAAAAAGAUUGUGAAGCUCUGUGACUCUGUGGACAGUGAAAAGGAGCAAAGCUGCAAUGGCGGGAAAAGGCAGAAUUGCACCGGCACGAAGAAGAAAAAGAACCAACCGACCUCCAAAAAACCCAAACUGAGUGCGGCUGACAGCGGCAGCAGACAGCUCUCCCUCAGCGCCUUCUUCAGCCGCGUGAAGCAGGAAUCUUAAUAUAUAUAUAUUAAUAUCAUCAAGUAUCGCGUGUCCCUGCAGGGACUUCUAGUCCAUCAGCUGUGUCGUUAAAUUUCUAGCGACCUCUUUGCUGAUAAUGUUUUCAUCACUACAUCAUGAAUAGUCUUCAUGUUUUACCAGCAGUGUGUAUACGUGUUUAUUAAAAUGAACAGUUUUUAUUUCGCCAUGAACAUAACUUUUGAUAAAUGAAUAAAGCCCAAACACAAGAAAAAUACUUGGUAUAAAUUGUUUGUUUAUUAUGUUGUUAUUAAGGUAAUAUGACACAAAAAUU
Molecule: messenger RNA, 1980 nt
Organism: Gasterosteus aculeatus aculeatus (three-spined stickleback)
Lineage: Eukaryota; Metazoa; Chordata; Actinopteri; Perciformes; Gasterosteidae
Source: RefSeq, a predicted model, not a curated record